This is a messenger RNA of Scatophagus argus, 1550 nucleotides long. Its product is annotated as serine hydrolase-like protein. Lineage: Eukaryota; Metazoa; Chordata; Actinopteri; Scatophagidae. Bases 347 to 1351 code for a protein of 334 amino acids. The transcript has 12 exons. The record is from RefSeq and is a predicted model, not a curated record.
CGCUUGACCUUUGCUCCCCAGACACCCACCUGCAAAAUGUGAAGUAGCUCGAGAUACUUCAAGACAGACAGACAGAGAUUUUUUUUUUUUUUUUUGCUUUUGUUUUUAGAAGUGUUGCAUAACAGCUGAAGUUCAAGAGUAAAAACACUGGGUCUAUACAAUGAUGCAGAUACUGGAGGCGCUGCCUGAAAGACGCUACUGAGGGGAACUAAAAGCCCACGUGCAGUUCCGUCCUGCUCUCCACUACCGACAACGGAAGUUUAAUUAGGCUACUUGGCCAGGGCACGUGUUAACGUAUUGUCUGUUAUGUUUGUUUAGAGAUGCGAGUUAACUUUACGGAGGACACAUGAAGCGUCUUUUGGCAUCCAAACAGCAGCUUUUAGCUUGUAGGUAUCUAUUGAGGAAAGUACCAAACAGACCCGUGAAGGCCUGCAAUGUUUCAGAGCUCUCUGUGCCCGUCCCCUGGGGAGAGAUCAGAGGUAAAGUGUGGGGUCCUGACCACGGUCAUCCUGUGCUGUGCCUGCACGGCUGGGCUGACAACUGUGGUACAUUCAACACCCUCAUUCCCCUUCUACCCAAAGACUGCAGAUAUGUGACAUUGGACCUGGCAGGUCACGGCCUCUCGUCACAUCGUCCUCCUGGAGUUUUCUAUCAUUUUCCUGACUACUUGGCAGAUAUACGCAGAAUUGUUGAUGCUCUGCAGCUGAAGGAAUUCUCAAUAAUAGGCCACAGUAUGGGAGGUGACAUUGGUGCGAUGUUCACUUCGCUAUAUCCUGAGAUGGUGGAUGCUCUCAUACUUCUGGAUGUUUACGGGUUCCUUCCUACAGAUUCAAAAGAAAUAUCCAAAGUGAUGAGGCAGGGGAUGGAUGAGAUGCUUCAGUAUGAAAAAAGGACAGAUGAGAAGAAAAGAGUUUACACUUACGAGAAGGCGGUUGAGAGGCUGUUGGCUGCAAACCCGACUCUGUCUGAACAGUCUGUGCACAUCCUAUUAGAGAGAGGUCUAGUUCAAGUUGACGGAGGAUUUGUGUUCUCCAGAGACCUGCGACUUAACUUUAAAAGCAUAGUGCGCUUCAGUUUGGAGCAGAAUCUGGAGAUGCAGUCGAGGAUUCAAGCUUCUGUUCUAGUUGUUCUAGCAGAAACAGGCUUUAACAGAAUGUUUUCUGAACCAACUCAGAAUAAAUUGGCCUCAACAAUUCUUCAGCGUUUGCGGGAUAGAAAUCACACAGUGGUGACUGUGCCCGGCGAUCAUCACGUCCAUCUGAAUCAGCCUGAGGUCGUCGCUCCAUUUGUGUCCGACUUCCUGCAAACCAAAGUCCUCUCACGGUCGACUAACCGAGAGCACAAGUUAUAAACUACAAGUCAAUUUCUGCUGUUGUUUACAAGUACAAACUGUGUGUUUACAGUAACAAAAGUCCCAUAAAGUGCUUUAAAAACACUACAUAAUUCCUGUUGAAAUGAGUUUGUGUGACAGGAUGUUAGAUGUUGAGGAAUCAGCCUUCACUGUUUUAACUUAACUGUCCUUUAUUUUAAAUUUAUUGACAUAUUUUUAA